This is a messenger RNA of Meleagris gallopavo (turkey), 2393 nucleotides long. The record is from RefSeq and is a predicted model, not a curated record. Lineage: Eukaryota; Metazoa; Chordata; Aves; Galliformes; Phasianidae.
CUUCAUUUCCUUUCUGCAGCUUUUUAUAUCCCUAGCCUUCUCAACCUUAUCCCAAAAUGUAUUUUCCUAUCAUGCCCUGAAUGGCUUGAUGUGAGGAAUCAAAGUCUACAACCACAGAGCAGUCAUAAAGCAGGCAUGUUCACUCAGCGCUGCGCACCUAUGCUGGAUGCAGGGGGGUAUUCCCUCCUAGCCUGCUUACCGGAGGUCAAGAAAGGCACGUGCUUAAAGAGCAAGCUGCUUACAUAUGCACUGGAUGUCCAAGAAAAGGUUGUUUUAUUACAGUGAGUCCCCAGAACGAUUGACAUUUUUCCCAGCCCCGAGUCUCAGUUCAUUUACGCAUGUGUGGCAUUUCUCCCUGGUCAUAUGGUGGUCUUUCUGAUGAAGGAGCUGUCAUCUUCCUGGCUGUGUACUCUUUGACCUGGGUCAAGUUGGAGGAUGUUUGCCUGGCUCUGGUCGGUCCUCUUAUCAGCAUCAACUCUGUCCACCAAUCCGCUGCUUCUUUGUUAAUUUGUGGCCCAGCCUGCUGUCUUGGAUUCCAGAGAUAAGAUAACUAACAAUGUUAUUUGGAGAAACAGGAGACUCACUGUCUGUAUUAACUCUCUAGGUCUGUAGAAAAGCAUCUGUUACCAGGACUGAAAACCUGGCUUAGAAAGGUCAGAACCAUAGCUGCCAAUUCAGCACCUCAUGAAGGCAUAUAGCUUUUAACCUAAAUUAUUUUCCUCAUUUCACAAGGAACUCCUUGCCCUUCUUCCAUCAAAUCUGGUUUAACACUCUGGUAAUCAAUCCAGCCAGCUUGCUCCCCAGAACACUUUGGCCACAACUGCACAGUUGCAUUCCAUCUCAUGCCCACACACCUGUUCUCUCAAAUGCGUGCCCAAGAUCCAGGUACACAAAACCUCAAUCCCAACACCGUCCCAGUAAUCAGCCGGUAAUUUACAACCUCUACUCUCCCUUCUUCCUUUUGGGACCCAGCCUCCAGUCAGAAAGACAGAGGAGAACACUCCUGGUGCUCCCGAUCCCUUUAGCGUCUUUCCAAGGGAUGCAAAGUCCCUUUCUGACGUUCUGCCGUUUCCUUGUGGCAGCCUCCCAUAACCCUACUUGAAUGACAGCAAGCAGAUGGUGGUGAUCUUGUUUGAUCAGAUGCAGUGGAGUCUCCUUAACAUCUCUGACACGUGCCCCCAGAAGACAGCAAAGCUCUCUGGAGAGGUUGUCUGGGCAGCAGAUGGGGGCCUCAGUGCCUCCCAGCAUGGAGUCCCCAGUCACUAAGACAAUGCCGGGCAACGGUGCCCAGCAGCUGCUCCCUGGCAGGGGCUCUCCCUCACCCGCUGAGGUGAUUCCUUGCGUCAGCAUGGAACUGGAACUUCAAAGCCAAUAGCGUCACAAAAAAACGUGCUGAGUUUUGUGGCCUGCGAGGUUGCCCUGCAUGCUGCCUGGUCCCCAGCCCGGGGCGCGUCAUUCUCUGUGAGGUGACACUGCGGUGUGAUGUCACAGUGGUACCUCAUACACCCUUGUGGCAGCGGUGGGAGCGGUGGCUCAGUCCGCUUGUGGGACCCGCAGGAAGUGGAACCAGAGAGAGCGUUGUGUCUGUCUGGAGAUAUCCUGCUGUGAUGGAGCGUCUGAGAGCCCUUCGAGGUCUCUUUGCUUGUGUGGGCUGCAUGCCCAGGCGUACGCGUCGCAGGGAGAGAAGCAGGGUGUCAAGCCCUGUCCCUACCUGCGCCGUGACUUUGCUGCUGCAGUGCCUGCAAGAUCGGGAGGGUGACCGAGCGCAGGCGUACUGUGAGCUGGAGAGCGCCCUGUGGGAAGACGACAGCCGCCUGCCGUGCGGAGUGGUGAACCGGCUGCUGGCAGAGGUGUCCCAGGACCUGACGGCAGCCCAGGGCGUAACCAGCAAUGUGAGGACAGCUGCCAGCAAUGUCCUGGUGGCUCUGGCCCGGACGCACUUCACCUUGGUGAUGGCCGAGCUCCAGAGCCACCUGAAGGCCACGGGGGACAUGUUCAAGGAGUUUGUGCUCAUCACCCUGAGCAAACUCUUCAGCACCUAUGCUCCACAGUGCAUCCCCUUUGUGUGGCUGACGCUGGCCGGCCUGCGCAGUGUGGUGGGCCAGGUGAGGAGUGGCCAGAUCCUGCGCAUCGCUUGUGCUGUUGUGAAACAGUGGCUGGACGGAGUCAAGAUGAACUUGUCCACUGGAACCCAGUGCCCCUGGCCUGCCAUGGAGAAAGAGCGAAUUUAUGAGAACAUUCACGAGCUGCUCUUCUGUGUGGUGUGGAACUGGCAGGACUGCCAGGAGGAGGAGGUGAGCAUUGCUGCACUCCCAGCCCAAGAUGGCAGCAGGGGCACCCAUGUCGGCAGCUCUGUCUGUGCCCAGCAGGCUGAGAGCCGAGGGGGUGAUUGA